UCAAAGUUGCCAGUAAUUGAAGAUGAUUCACAAGGACAUUUGGUGUACAAGGAAGGGAGUGUCGUCGGAGGACGGUGUAAGAGCUUCAGUUCAACAUUUCAUCUAACAGUCGGGGAAGGGACAUUUGGAAAAGUUGCAGAAUGCUUGGAUCUCAAAGCGAGAAUUCGGGUUGCUUUGAAAAUCAUAAAAAAUGUGGACAGAUAUCGGGAAUCUGCCAAACUAGAGGUCAACGUACUACAAACAAUUAAAGACCAUGAUCCAGAGGGGACAAGCUUAUGCGUUAUGGUACUGGACAGUUUUUUGUAUGGGGGACAUGUUUGCAUAUCGUUUCCCAUGUUGGGAUUAAGUGUCUAUGAUUUUUUAAAAGACAACGGAUACCAACCAUAUCCAAUGGACCAAGUGAAACAUAUCUCGUAUCAACUUUGUGUUGCAGUCAAAUUUCUUCACGAGUUGAAGUUGACCCAUACUGAUUUAAAACCUGAAAAUAUACUUUUUGUUUGCUCUGAUUAUGAAAUUGUACCAGGUCAAUCAAACUCGAAAAGAAGAAAAAAACUCGAUUAUAAAAGAGUUCUAAACACUGAUAUUCGAUUGAUCGAUUUCGGUUCAGCGACAUUUGAUGAUGAGCACCACAGUUCCGUGAUCUCAACGCGUCAUUACAGAGCCCCUGAAGUUUUGUUAGAUAUAGGGUGGACUCAGCCAUGCGAUAUAUGGAGCAUUGGAUGCAUAAUAUUCGAACUCUACACAGGAUUCACUCUAUUUCAAACGCACGAGGAUAAAGAGCAUCUAGCGAUGAUGGAACGCAUUCUUGGCUCCAUACCUUAUCGCAUGUCAAAACGUUCCAAGACCGAAUAUUUUUGGCAUGGACGACUGGACUGGGAUUACCACAGCUUGGCUGGCAAGUACGUUCGAGAAACGUGCAGACCACUUUAUCGUUACAUACAAGGCGAUAGUGAUAGCGAUCGUCAGCUGUUUGAUCUGGUCGAGAGAAUGCUUGAAUACGAGCCAGCACAACGGAUGCCGCUUGAAGACGUCAUCAGGCAUUCUUUCUUUGCUCAAACGAGAAAACAAUUCAAUCAAAAACAACAAAAUGGAGAAACGUGA
Messenger RNA from Helobdella robusta, 1101 nucleotides. RefSeq lists its product as hypothetical. Gene Ontology annotation, cellular component: nucleus. Gene Ontology annotation, biological process: protein phosphorylation. The record is from RefSeq and is a predicted model, not a curated record. The transcript is spliced from 11 exons. The annotation marks the transcript as partial. Lineage: Eukaryota; Metazoa; Annelida; Clitellata; Rhynchobdellida; Glossiphoniidae. Gene Ontology annotation, molecular function: protein kinase activity; ATP binding.